Messenger RNA from Pristis pectinata (smalltooth sawfish), 4042 nucleotides. It is a transcript of the gene hs2st1a, whose product is annotated as heparan sulfate 2-O-sulfotransferase 1a. The transcript has 7 exons. Lineage: Eukaryota; Metazoa; Chordata; Chondrichthyes; Rhinopristiformes; Pristidae. Gene Ontology annotation, cellular component: membrane. The record is from RefSeq and is a predicted model, not a curated record. Bases 354 to 1424 code for a protein of 356 amino acids. Gene Ontology annotation, molecular function: heparan sulfate 2-sulfotransferase activity.
GAGGGGAGAGAGAGAGAGAGAGAGAGGCGCAGGGGCGCGAGAGGCGGCAGUUGGUGCUCGAACGCAGCGCGCGGAGGGAGGGCGCCCGGCCCCGGCAGCGGUGGGAGGGCGAGGCGGCCAGAAGCACUGACGAUCGGUGUCUUUGAGGAGGGGGGAAGGAAAACUACUCGUUAGCCCUCAGCAUUCGUGUGUCAACGCAUUUGGCGAAAUUCUCCAUGUUUUCUCGGCGCCUGGCGUUUCCCUUCAGUUCCACGCCGUGCGAUUUCACUCCUCGCCGCCUCUUCCAUCUUUUGUGAUUUUUUAAAAAAAAAUUUUCACCCUUUAUAACACUUGCGUUAUGUCUUGAUAAUUUCAUGGGGCUUCUAAGAAUUAUCAUGCCGCCUAAAUUGCAGCUGCUUGUGGUUGUGGCAUUCGUGGUCGCCGUGUUGUUCCUGGAGAAGCAGAUCCAGAAGCUGGAGGAGUCUCGGGGAAAGCUGGAGAGGGCAAUUGCAAGGCAUGAAGUCAGAGAGAUUGAACAGCGCCACACAAUGGAUAACCCAAAGCAAGAUCAAGGAGGAGAUGAGAUGGAUGACAUAAUCAUCCUUUAUAAUCGUGUACCUAAAACUGCCAGCACUUCGUUCACAAACAUUGCAUAUGAUCUGUGUGGAGUGAACAAGUACCAUGUCCUGCAUAUCAAUACAACCAAAAAUAAUCCUGUGAUGUCUUUGCAAGAUCAAGCAAGAUUUGUUAAAAAUGUGACAACGUGGAAAGAAAUGAAGCCAGGAUUUUAUCAUGGACAUGUAGCAUAUCUGGACUUUACAAAGUAUGGCGUGAAAAAGAAACCCAUAUAUGUAAAUGUAAUUCGAGACCCAAUUGAAAGACUGGUGUCCUACUACUAUUUUCUACGCUUUGGUGAUGACUACAGACCAGGACUAAAGAGAAGAAAACAAGGAGAUAAAAAGACGUUUGAUGAAUGUGUUGCGGCUGGUGGGUCAGACUGUGCUCCAGAGAAACUUUGGCUUCAGAUUCCUUUCUUUUGUGGCCACAGCUCAGAAUGUUGGAAUGUUGGAAGCAAAUGGGCUUUGGAGCAAGCCAAAUACAACCUUGUUAACGAGUAUCUCCUCGUCGGGGUAACUGAGGAAUUGGAAGACUUUAUAAUGCUCCUGGAGGCAGUCUUGCCACGCUUCUUUAGAGGAGCAACAGAAUUGUACCGCACAGGAAAGAAAUCUCAUCUUAGGAAAACAGCAGAGAAGAAAACGCCGACUAAAGAAACCAUAGCUAAACUGCAGCUAUCUGAGAUCUGGAAAAUGGAAAAUGAGUUCUACGAGUUUGCUCUGGAACAAUUUCAGUUUAUUAGAGCUCAUGCAGUGAGAGAAAAAGAUGGUGAACUUUACCUCCUUACCCAGAACUUCUUGUUUGAAAAAAUCUAUCCGAAAAUAAAUUGAACAGUUUUUACUAUAAUGACCUGAAAAACUGCAUCAAGAAACGUCUUUCUGCUGAAUCAGUUGUAAUCUUGAAAAACAGCCCAAUGAUUUAUUCUCCCCAAUAGUCCUGGAAAGGAAACUCUGCAGUUUGUAUCAAAAUCUGCUGUGAGACACUAGUCUGCAAAGGGUUAAUGCCAAGAAUUACAUGAAUCAAUGGACAAAUGAGCAAGCAAAAUCAUUUACACAGUGUCCCAAAUGUGUAGAUGGCAUUCUGUCAUGAUUACUAAUCAAAUUGUGGUAUGUUUUAGGGGUUCCUGUGUCUUCUAAACUUUUACCUGUAGAACUAUUUUUACUAGGAUGCUUUAUAAAGUGUUUCAAAAGUAUUGUAAUUUCAAAGUAAGAUAAACGAUAAAGUGCUGUACAUAUUGCACAUUUUCUGUGUUUGGACCAAAAGGUUACAAAAGGUUUGAAGUAUUUAUUUUGCACCAUUUUUGUUACAGGUGUGUAAUUGAAAACGUCACAUCCAACAUGCUGUACAUCCUUUUGUUAGGUACUUUUUGUGUAAAUUUCAAUUUGUAGACUAAAAUUUUCCUCAGUUAUUUGUAUCAUGCAAAAUAUAUUACAAAGAUCAAGAGCAAAACGUGCACCUCAGAGACUUAGCAGUUACAGGGAAGCCAUCUUGGGUGCUUUGUGUAGCACUUCUGGUUGCAUGCACCUGCAGUUAGAAACUAAAGGAGUUUCCCCAGUGAAGAAUGACCUUAAACUGUUAAGAAUCUGGUUGUGCCGAAAUUACCUAUUGGUUUAGACAGUAUUGGUAGGUUUUUAAUGUUGUUUCCAACUCCAUUUAAAAAGGUUAUGCAGAGUAGUGUAUUGCAUUUCUAAAUACAUUUUAAUUGCACUUUUAUCAGAAAUGAAAUGAUUUAUCCUAUAGGCUUGCUAUGUUUUCAGAGGGGCAUUGUGCUGCUGAAUUUCACAAAAGAGAGAUUCCUUGUAUUUAGCCUUAUAACUGCAUGCUGCCAAUUGAAUAUCUCCAUCCCAAUCCCUGCACAUAAUGGGAUCUGUGAUAGAGGAACAUUUUUCUUUUGCAGAUAACUUCACUAGUUUCUUUGCAUUUUGUUUCUAUUGAAAACAUUCUAGCCUCCAAGAUAAAUAGGCCUUUUUGUUUUAAAAGUUAUAGCUAAAACUGUUCAUUGGACUCACUGGGGCGUAUUUUCCAUUGGGUGGUAAAGCCAUCAGUGGUCACGAGGGUUGGGAAAUUUACUCACCAAGUCCCACUGUGAUCCGUCCUGGUCUUCAUGGUUGGGGUUAAUCAUAUUUUCAGAAUGGGCUCUUGAUGUUGCUGUGUAGCAGGAGUUUGCCAUUAUAAACCAGAAAAUCAUGUACAGUAGUGGCUACUCAAUGCAGCUUCGGGAAAAUGGGUGGCAAAUGAUAAAUGUGCCAGAAGCUUCCAGAGUUAUCAUAAAAUCUUAUAGACUGAAGUACCGUUUUAUUGACAUAGCCAUGAUUGAUCCCGCAUCAAACCUUGCAGCAGUGGGAGGGCAGAGGAUUGGAAGCCAUGGCCAUAACCAUGCUUCAUGCCCCCAGUUCCCAAAAAAUCCUUCAGUGACCUUGAUGGUUGUUCUGCCACUUUAGCUGGUGUAUUUUCACCCAUGUUCCUGUGGGUCAGCAGGACGAAGGCAUGAAAAUAGACUUGCUUCCCUAGCCUUAUUUCAUGCCAUCUAUCUGGUAAUGGGGGUGGAGAGUGUAAAUGAGGCCGAAUUUAAGGGUGUCAGAUUAGUAAUAGCUUCUUCACCUACUGCAACACAUCUGCUGUAAGAAUAGCCAGCCCUAUAAUGCAGGGAAAAUCUCUCAGAUGUUUACCAAAUCAUUAGGAUAAAAGUAGAUUAAGGAAAUGGAUUAUUUGAAUAUGAUGGGCUAACGUUCAAUGUAUUUUCAAAGUCAGUGUGGGGACGGGAAAAUUGUACUUUCUGUAUUGCCAAGAUUGAACUUGAAAUUUUUCUUAAUGCUGAAACGACUCUCCUGUGCAUUCAGCUAAAGGGUCACAUGUUGAAUUUAAAAACUUUAUUAUAUUAUCUCUGUUAUGGAACUACUGAUCUUUCAGCAGCUGUAAUCCCUGCACACUUAGAAGAAUAUGGAAGAGUGGGGUACUCAGCAUUAACCACUACUAAAUAAGUUUCAAAUUUCAUACAUAUCUGGUUUGGGGUUCUCAAUAUUUGGUGUUAGAAUUUUAAGCUUUUAGAUGUUUGCUGUAUAUUUAGAGGUGGAGUUAAACUUAUGUUCCAGUGUAUGAUUGGUGUUAUUCCCAGCAUUGUGCCCAUCUUGCAAGGAGCAUAGUGUUGGAACUGAAGGCAUGAAUAGAUAAGGUACAGAAUGUAAAUACUGGGAAAAUAUGGAUUGUAUUCUAUAUAACUGUUUAAAACACAAGCAGCAGAAUAGUGCCUUCCUCAUCACGAUCCAUGUUGUAAAAAGUGUACAUUUUGACUUCAUUUGAGCAUCAUAAACAAUACCAAUGUCUUGACAUUUUGUGUAGAAUCAGUUAGUGAUAAUUGUUCUGUUUUCUCCUUGGUGAGGCUUUUUGGUUGUAGCUUUUCAGUUUUUCUGAUGCAAAUGCUCUCUAAUAAAUAAACCUAUUUGAAAUA